AUGACGGCCCUGCUCUUCCUCACCGGCCCCAGCGUCUCCGCGGUGCUGCCGCCCUACGUCGUCCUCGCGCUCUACUCCGCCACCGCCCACGCGGCGGCGCGCCACGCGGGCCACCCCCUGUGGGUGUCCCACGGCGCGCGGCUGCACAGGUACUUGACCGCCAACCGCCAGCGCGCGCUGAGCCUCGUAGCGCAGCUGGAGGUGACGCUCGGGUUCUACAUGGUCGCCAUGCUGCUAACCUCCAACAGGAGCUUUGUGCUGACGUACUUUGUGUGGCAGCAGCUGCGCUCGCGCUACUGGAACCCGGAGUCUGGCCCCUACCACCGCGCGGUGUGGCAGGCAAUUGGCCAGCUGUCCGCUCCCCUGCGCAACGCCCUGCCGGCCUUGGAGAAGCCCAUAGCCUUUGUGCAGCGCUGGUUCCAGUCGGGCAACCCAAUGGUGCAGGGGGUGCACUAG
Messenger RNA from Monoraphidium neglectum, 456 nucleotides. RefSeq lists its product as hypothetical. Lineage: Eukaryota; Viridiplantae; Chlorophyta; Chlorophyceae; Sphaeropleales; Selenastraceae. The transcript is spliced from 2 exons. The coding region runs from base 1 to 456 and encodes 151 amino acids. Gene Ontology annotation, biological process: endoplasmic reticulum tubular network organization; membrane organization. Gene Ontology annotation, cellular component: membrane; endoplasmic reticulum. The record is from RefSeq and is a predicted model, not a curated record.